This is a messenger RNA of Didymella exigua CBS 183.55, 1570 nucleotides long. Its product is annotated as ribosomal protein L1. The coding region runs from base 50 to 1222 and encodes 390 amino acids. The transcript has 2 exons. The record is from RefSeq and is a predicted model, not a curated record. NCBI's taxonomy places the organism in Eukaryota, Fungi, Ascomycota, Dothideomycetes, Pleosporales, Didymellaceae.
CGCCGCCAAAUUCGAAGAUCGAACUUUUCCAAAACAAUAUACCUCAACAAUGGCCAGAUCGAAGCAAGUCACAAAGAAGGUCGAAAAGAAGGUCGAUGCGCCUCUCACCACCAAGAAGCAAAAUGAGACCCCCUACCAGCUGGAUCCGGCGCAAGUUGAGCGAGCGGCGAAUGCGCUUGUUGCACACAUGAAGAAGCACAAGGAGGAGAAGGAGACCGUCGGCACCAAGGACCUGAUGGCUGACGAGGACGAGGCUGAGGAGAACGAUCAGCCUAUCUUCCUCAGCAUCUCCACCAAGAAGCACGUCAGCAACAGCAACAGCCUGAAGCCUACGAAGAUCGUCCUGCCUCACCCCAUCAUUGCGAGCGAUGCCAAGAUCUGUAUCUUCACCAAAGACCCACAGCGCGCAUACAAGGACCUAGUCGCCUCGGACGCAUUUCCUGCCACACUCCGCGAACGAGUCGGUCGUGUGAUCGGCAUCGAGAAGCUGAAGAAGAAGUUUAAGUCGUUCGAGCAGAAGCGCGCUCUCCUUGCAGACUACGAUAUCUUCAUGGUGGAUGACCGUGUCAUCAAGAUUGUCGCCGACUUCCUCGGCAAGAUCUUCUACAGCAGCAAGGCGAAGCGUCCGAUCCCAAUCAGGCUGACUGCCGGCGCAUUUGUUCACAAGACCGCGAAGAAGGACAAGGAGCCUCAGAACGUGGUCGGCACAGCACAGGGCAUCGCAAAGGAGAUUGAGACUGCGCUGCAAUCGACAUACCUCAGCAUGAGCGCUUCUGCCAACACCUCGAUCAAGAUCGCCAACCUCUCUCAGUCCGGCGCACAGAUCAAGGAGAACACCGAGGCCGUCAUCGCCGCCAUCAUUCCCAAGCAUAUCGAGCAGGGCUGGCGAAACGUUCGCAGCUUGCACAUCAAGGGCCCUGCAACCAAGGCUCUGCCCAUCUGGCUCGCGGACGAGCUGUGGGUCGACGACUCGCAGGUGCUGGAUGAGCCGUUCCAGAAGAAGAGCAUUGGCGAGGGCAAGACUGCACAGACCAAGCGCAAGUGGGAGGAGUGGGAGGACGAGCUGCUCGACGAGACCGAGCUGGCAGAGAAGAAGGCUAAGAGGGAAGCCAAGAAGGCGAAGAAGGCCGCACCUGCGAAGAAGAGCUCGUUGAGCAAGGAAAAGAAGAAAGCCCUGAAGGCGGAUGCGCUUUCGUCGGUACAGACACCGCUGAUUGCAUGAGCUGUGAAGAUAUGAGUAUUUGCAUAGGACGGCGCAUCGGCGUUAGGGGGCUCAAAAAUAUGUUGCAUGUUGGGCAGAAUACCAUUGUGAAUCCAAAGAUCAUUUUCUGCAUUCGAUCACAUGCAUACUACAACGACAACACCUGUAGGUUUUCCAAAAUACUUGUCGUCGAUUCCUCCAGUGCGUCGAAGUGUAAUGUGCAAGUUUGAGGCGAUUUGGAAACGUGGAGCGUUUGCAACUAUGUGAACGAAAUUUGGCAGCUCUUCUGAUCGACUUGGUCUGUCUCAUGCUUCAUUUAGAUAUCAGUACGCCAGCUUAAAGUCUUCACGCGUUCGUCGAAGGUAUUGA